Molecule: messenger RNA, 486 nt
Organism: Encephalitozoon romaleae SJ-2008
Lineage: Eukaryota; Fungi; Microsporidia; Unikaryonidae
Product: U3 small nucleolar ribonucleoprotein component Mpp10
Exons: 1
Coding region: 1-486 (161 amino acids)
Biological process (GO): rRNA processing
Cellular component (GO): small-subunit processome; Mpp10 complex; sno(s)RNA-containing ribonucleoprotein complex
Source: RefSeq, a predicted model, not a curated record
AUGAAUGAAAGUAUUGAGGAGAUAGAAAAGCUUUUAGUUAAACCCAAAGAAUGGAAGUAUGCUGGAGAAGUGGACAUAAAGAAAAGGCCAAAGAAUAGCUUGUUAGAACGAGAGGAAAUUGAUUUUAAGCAAGGGCCUCCACUCAUUCCGUUUUCAUCGAAGCAGGACAGCGAAGUAGAAAGCAUUACUUUGCAGAGAAUCAGAGAGGGGACAUUUGAUAAUCAUGAAUAUAACAUCAAGGAGGUGGUUGAGAUUGUGGAUGAGGUCCCUGAUACGGAAAAUCCAGAAUGCAAAGACAUUAUUUCUCUCUACAAUGAAAUUGAAGGAGAUCUUAUGCAGAUUGUUGACUUUGGAAACAACGGAUUUGUUCCCGAUUGUGAGAUAAGAAUUGUCCAGGGAAAAGAAGAUGGGUCUGGCCCUAGGAAGAAGCUUGAUGUUAAGUCACUGGACAGAAUUAGAAAUGUUACUGUUCUAAAAAAGAACUGA